AUGCAUCAACAGCCACCAAUGCUUUUGAUCCCGUUUGAACCUGAUUCAAUCUAUCUAUACAGCAUUGGAGAAGAUAGACUUUACAAUUACAAAGUCCAAUUUCCUCUCAAGUAUGUAACCAAUAAUACUUAUCGUGCUUUCUCUCAUGGCUGGCUUCUCAAGUAUAGAAAAAAUGUCAAGCUUGUGAACCCUUUUACCGGAAAAAUCAUCAAGAUUCACUGUUUCGGUAAAAUGCCAAGAGGGCGUUUCGGUAAGGUUAUUUUGUCUCGUAACCCUACAUUAUGCUCUGGUGAUGAUGACGGUUUUUUCUUGGGAGGGAUCUGGAACAGGCAUACGGUAUCAUUAAUAUCUCCUGAUAACAUAGUUGACGUUAUUUUUCACAAGGAGAUGUUGUAUGGCUUAGUGGAAGGGAAUCGAGUUAUUGCAGUUGACUACAAGAAGUAUUGUGGAGACUGUCACGAAGACGGCGGAAUUGCUCCAAUCAUUGAAAUUGUGCUUGCUCAUCAACUUCCUACUCGGUCACCAGGUCCUUAUUUGGUUGAGGCAUCCAAUGGAAACCUACUACUUGUUCAUCAAUUUGCGCACCAACUACAGAAAUCCCAUUUUUACAAACUGGUGGCCGAGAAGAAUACCAUAAAUGUUGAUUCCAAUGGAGAAGAAGUAUUCAGUUGGGAGGAAAUUGAGGAGUCAGAAAACCAGGAUGCCAUAUUUGUUUGUUGUAAGCGUAUAAGCAGUACUUGUGUUCCCCACUGUAGUCAGAAUUCUAGGUUUUCCAUAUAUUUCCCUGUGAAAUAUAGGGAGAAAUUCUGGGUAUGUUUCGCAAAUGGUUCGAAAAUUGACAAAGCAACCGGAGAUUUUGAAUGUGGAAGUCCGGCUCUAGAAUGGAUCAGUAACUUUAUGUUGAUUCAAGCAGGAAACAAUGAUAUGGAAUAG
Oldenlandia corymbosa var. corymbosa is the source of this 933-nucleotide messenger RNA. NCBI's taxonomy places the organism in Eukaryota, Viridiplantae, Streptophyta, Magnoliopsida, Gentianales, Rubiaceae. The record is from the annotation of a GenBank genome assembly.